CCGCAUUCUGAAACUUGCUGAAUUAUUUGUUCAUCCAUCCAUCUCUGUUUUGUUUUUUGGGUUUUGAAAAAUGUCGCAUUUCCAAUCUGGAACCGAUCAGUAUGGCAACCCCGUUCGCCAGACUGAUGAAUAUGGCAACGUGAUCCAUGGGACCGGUCAGCGCGUCGACCCGCAUCACCGGACCGGUGAGUUCCGUGAGACGGAUCAGUAUGGCAACCCGGUUCGACGGGGCGGGGAGUACGGUGACCCGAUCGGCACUGGUGGGACGUAUGAGACUGGUGGGCACGGUGGCGUGGGUUAUGGCGGAGGACACCAGCAGCAGCAUAAGGAGCAUGGGGGAGUACUUCGUCGCUCUGGAAGCUCUAGUAGUUCCAGCUCGUCGGAAGAUGAUGGGCAUGGAGGGAGGAGGAAGAAGGGGCUGAAAGAGAAGAUAAAGGAGAAGCUGCCGGGGCAUCAUGACACGGCGCAGCAGCCACACGCGACAUCAACCACCACACCUGGCGGGUACUCUUCGGUGGAGCACGGCGGCCAACACGAGAAGAAGGGGAUAAUGGAUAAGAUCAAGGAGAAGUUGCCGGGACAUAACUGAGAGGCGUCGCUCACCAUAUGUGGGUGUAGAUAUGAUAUUAAUAAAGUGAUAGAUGUGCGUGUAUUGGGAGUUGUGUAGUGUUAAGUGUUAAGUGUGGUUGUGUGUAUUAUUAUGUCAUUUAUGGGUUUGAUGUAUGUAUGUACGUCUCGUUUGUGCUCAUCUCAUCUAGCUUCUACUUGGGCUGUUUUACGUUUCAAAUCUACCUUCUUUUCCAACC
This is a messenger RNA of Cucurbita moschata (crookneck pumpkin), 806 nucleotides long. Its product is annotated as dehydrin Rab16B-like. Gene Ontology annotation, biological process: response to water. The record is from RefSeq and is a predicted model, not a curated record. The coding region runs from base 71 to 589 and encodes 172 amino acids. The transcript has 2 exons. Lineage: Eukaryota; Viridiplantae; Streptophyta; Magnoliopsida; Cucurbitales; Cucurbitaceae.